CGGGCCCGACAGCGCCUGCGCACUGCGCCGCCGGCUAGAGUGCUGGGGGCGGGGCAGGGGCCGGUGUAGCCUCUGUGCCUCGUUGUCCCCUGGCGCUACCCGGACAUCGCUGAGGGUGCCGGCACCAUGAAGAUCUGGACUUCGGAGCACGUCUUUGACUGGUAUCCAAGUGAAGUCAUUCAUUGAUUCCUUCAACAUACAGAGAUGCCCAGUAUAUGUCAGGCACUGUUCUUUGGAUUGAUUACAUUUUAAUAAGUAAAUCAAGACAUCGAUGCUGCCCCAGUGGAGUUGAUAAUGUCCUCACUUCGUUUCAAAGGUGAAGAAGUUGGACAGCCACCCAUGGGAAACUGUUACAACAGCUGCAAUGCAGAAAUACCCAAACCCUAUGAACCCAAGUGUGGUUGGAGUUGAUGUGUUGGACAGACAUAUAGAUCCCUCUGGAAAGUUGCACAGCCACAGACUUCUCAGCACAGAGUGGGGACUGCCUUCCAUUGUGAAGUCUCUUAUUGGUGCAGCAAGAACGAAAACAUAUGUGCAAGAACAUUCUGUAGUUGAUCCUGUAGAGAAAACAAUGGAACUUAAAUCUACUAAUAUUUCAUUUACAAACAUGGUUUCAGUAGAUGAGAGACUUAUAUACAAACCACAUCCUCAGGAUCCAGACAAAACUGUUUUGACUCAAGAAGCCAUAAUCACUGUGAAAGGCGUUAGCCUCAGCAGUUACCUUGAAGGACUGAUGGCAAGUACGAUAUCCUCAAACGCUAGUAAAGGCCGAGAAGCAAUGGAAUGGGUAAUACAUAAAUUAAAUGCUGAGAUUGAAGAACUGACAGCCUCAGCAAGAGGAACCAUCAGGACUCCAAUGGCAGCAGCAGCGUUUGCAGAGAAGUGAUCAUGACAGUGGGUAGACAACAUCGGGUCCUCCAGGUCUCUCCAAGCUGACUAUAUAUUUAUUUGUUAUUUAAAAAAUACAACUAUAUUUUGGGGUUUUGUUUUUUGUUUUUUAUAAGUAGGUGUAAGGCUAUGUGACUUGAUCUAAACAGAUGCAGGGCCUCUAAAUAAAAGGGAUCAUCUGAAAUUAAUGUUGUUUGAAAUUACUAUCUUGAUUUUGAGGGUUCCAGUAUUUCUGUGAAAACUGAACAAGAACUUCUUGGAAACUGGUAUUGAUAUUCAGUCUCCUUAAGGUAGAAUUUUCAAGCUUUUCAUACAUUGGAACUCCACCUGACUUUGGACCAACCCCAGAACAGAGCAGAGCCACCUCCUAUAGACGCCCAUUGCCCUGCUGCUGUACACUUCAACAGCUUGCACAAGGGAGCUCACUUAAAAGGAGAAAUUGUGUAGUUGUAAAAUAUUUUUUGUGUAAAAUACCUUACUCUGCUAUAAACCACCAUUAAAAACCAGUGUUUUGAUUUGGUACUUAAAUAUUUUUGUAGUGAAAAAUUAUCACUGAAGUAACAUGACUCCAACAAAAGUAUGGUUUCAUUAUAAAAGAGUACUGUAUUGAUUUGCCAAAGUUUUGUGACUUAGUAAAGGUAUUAACUUCCUUGGAUUUGUACUUUGUGAUUUAGUAUGCUGUGUCGUGGGCUGGUUAUGUUAACCGAAAAAAAUAAAGUAAUUACCUGAGUUUUGCAGCACUCUAACUUAAACAGAAGAACAGCUGUUCACAUCUUUUAGCAUUUCACAUUUGCCUAACUUAAAAAUUGCCAUGUGUCAAAAUCAUGGUUUUGUAAUUGCUAAGGCAUAUGUCAGGUUAUUUGAAUAUAAUUACUUUUUGAAGUAAUUGUGACCACAAAACAUCUUUUUUACAUGAAGGAGCUGUACAUCAUUUGAAAUUACUCAAAUGAUGUCUUGCUCUGAGGCAUAAACCCCAGGUACUUAGUGUUUUUAAUAAUAUGGUGCCACUGCAGGAUUUGGGGGUGGUGGGGAAGAACAAGGAUAAUGGUAGGGGGAGGCUUGGCCUGAAACUAACCACUACGUGAAUUGCACUGCAGGUUUUACUUAUGGGAAUUCCUUAUUUGGGAUGACAGGAGAGCAGCUGCAAACUGAAAAACAAUCUAGUAAAUGUACUUUGUUUUAUAUAUUGUAGCAGGCAAUUAACCACUAAAUAAUAGCUUUGACAUUUGCAAUUGUUGCAUAGAGUAUUUUUGUUAGAUGAUUAGCUCUUGCCUUUAUUUUACAGUGCUUAGUGUGAUAAACUUCUAGUCAUGUUUCCUAUCAAAGAGACCAGUUAAUACAUGUACAUAAACCACAGAAAUAGUAUAACAAACUAUUUUUAAAUUAUCGUUUUCCUACUUAAACAUUGUUUAGCUUAAGAUUUCUUAGGACAUUUGUAAAAGCAGGUUAAAUUUAAUAAGGUUUCUGAUUAUUUUUUUGUAACCAGAGAGAGUUUUUACAAGUGAAAUAACGUUUCAGCUAAAUAAAAUAUCGCUAAAUAAUUGAUACUUGAUGAAAAUCUGCUUUGUAUAAUUUCUGCAAAUUAUCCUUUUUCUGAAAAAGGUGUAAUGACCUAAUGAUAGAGAUUUUUAAAUCCUUAUCCUUUGAUUUUUUUUAAACUCUGACCUAAUGAUAAAACUCCAUAAAUUUUCAUUUUCCAGUGCAGUUAAACAUAAAUGCACAACAAGCAAAUGAAUUUAAGAGAACUAAACUGGAAUAAGUGUUCAUAAAUGAAACCCUUGGACUAUUUAAUACUAAAGUUGAUAUGUGGAUUAAGAAAAACUUUUGUUAAUAAAAACUUUCUUUUAAGUGA
This is a messenger RNA of Chlorocebus sabaeus (green monkey), 2740 nucleotides long. RefSeq names its product PRELI domain containing 3B (gene PRELID3B). NCBI's taxonomy places the organism in Eukaryota, Metazoa, Chordata, Mammalia, Primates, Cercopithecidae. Gene Ontology annotation, cellular component: mitochondrial intermembrane space. The record is from RefSeq and is a predicted model, not a curated record.